UGCGACGGCUCGCCGCGCUGCGCGGUUGCCGCCGUUCAUUUUCCCGUCGUCAUCAGCCGCCUCGGUGCUGUCGAGACUGUUUUUGUUUCUCCUCGUGCCGUCAACAAAGGAGACGGCCGCAUUGGUUCAGCGGCUGCUAAAGCUGCUGCUGCUGCUGCUGCUAGGGCUGGGAAUCUACGAGCGAAAGCAAUGACCGACGAUGGUGCGUGGGAUGCGAUUUUUCUCAGGCUCUUCGUCCUCUUCUCCGUGAUUACUACAGGGCAGCUGCAGGCCCAGACCCCAGCGCCAUCUCCUACUGCCUCGCUACCAGUGGUAUCUGAUUCUGAAGUGUGCGCCCGAAGCUACCCUGGGCAGCAGGGGUACCCACUCGGGAGGACAGCCCACAUCACCGCAAAGUUGGGCCUAAACACCUUCGCAGCCAACUUCGGCAACCCUAAUCCGUGCGUGGUCCAGUGCCGGACGACGUCGGGUAAUGUCUGGACGGCGGCCAAGCCUUGGGGCACGCCCUGCAUCUUGCAUGGAGAGCAGCGGUACUGCGGGGCCAACGCAUGCGUACUGAAGAACGACUCGUACAUCGAGUACUGCCGUCAGAACUUCCAGACGGAAAACGCCGUUAUUGCGUUGACUCCGUACAUGUGCACACUCGAGUGUAUUGACACUGCCACUGGAAUUGUCCUCAAGGUGAAGAUGACGGACGGCAGCCCGUGCCAGGCUAAUACUGGCCGGGGCUACGAGACGGGUUUCUGCUACAGCGGCGCCUGCACUGUCGCCGUGGUGCCCUAUGUGCGACGGCUCCUCCCGGGUUACAACAGGCUCGGCCUGCUGUUCGGAUGACGACACCGCCUCCGCGACUUGGUGUUUCUCCAGACGUGUCAGCUCGAGUUUCUUCUCCGUGGACUGCAUGUUGUCAGCGAGAAAAAAAAAGGAAGAAAAAAAAAACGACAUCGUGUCGUGAUGCGUUUGCGUUACUCGCUUGCUUCGUGCGUAGCCGUACUGUAGCCGUGCUUUCCAGCCCGGCCUGACACUCGAUGACCUAGCAAAAGGACACGCAGCUUGGAAGCGUAUCCUAGUGGCACCGCUCGAAGUAUGACGCCACUGGUUCGCUAAACCACGACGUAUGCACGCUCACAACCUAGCCUUAUUGUUAUUGAAUGUCAGGGGUGUACGAUCACGUGAGUGGUCAGCGGCUGCAUUUUAGAGUCGCGGUGGUUUUUUCCGGUCACAGCGAGCAAUGUGAACACACUGUCUCCUGCAAAGGCAUGCGUGUUCUCUGUCUUUCAUGCAGAAUGAAGCAUGUCGCGAUCGGGUGCCUCAUGGCAGGAAAACUUUCAUUCGCUCUCAAGUUGUAGUUUGACAUCAUUUAGUGAGCCUCCUUUUUCCGUUUCCUACGUAUUUUGGACGUGAAUAUAUAUUCUGUAUCUUACGGCGUCCUCGACCUAACAUUCCAUGUCAUGUAUAUGAAUUUUUCGGUGACAGAUAGGGAGCCAUCAGUACUCUGUUAUUCUCAGGUUGUUUUUCUUCCAAGGGCCGACCGAGCCCAUUUUUCGCUUGUGCUUGGACAAUCAGACGAGAUCUGGCGUAUUUCUCGGCAUGGCAAAUUAUCUUCUGGAAAACCGUACAAAUGUGAGUGCAAGCAAAUAGUAUUGCACAAAGAAUACCGAAACAUAGCAGAGGCUUUCUUUUCUUCUCAUAUGUCGCUGAUCUCCAGUCGGGACUUGUUUUGAAUCUGUUUAGCAAUGUUACAUCGGCUGCUACUUGUGUACACAUCGAAGCUGCCAGUCCACCUGCUCCCGCCAAAAGCAUUCGACAUGACCAUCACAAAAACCAGAGUAUCUCUCAAAUGAAUAAGCUGCUCCUCUGUAGGAAUGGUUGAAUAAAGCACGUUUCCUGCUUCAAA
This is a messenger RNA of Dermacentor albipictus, 1897 nucleotides long. RefSeq lists its product as uncharacterized. The record is from RefSeq and is a predicted model, not a curated record. Lineage: Eukaryota; Metazoa; Arthropoda; Arachnida; Ixodida; Ixodidae.